UGCGCUUGGAGGAUCAUCAGCCCUUCACAUCCCAGCCUUUCCUGGUGGAGGUUGUCUUAUCGACUAUGUACCUCAAGUGUGCCAGCUGCUAACAAACAAGGUACAGUAUGUUAUUCAGGGAUACCAUAAGAGAAGAGAGUAUAUCGCAGCUUUCCUGAGUCACUUUGGAACUGGUGUGGUGGAAUAUGAUGCAGAAGGCUUCACAAAGCUUACUCUGUUGCUGAUGUGGAAAGAUUUUUGCUUCCUUGUUCACAUUGACCUACCCCUGUACUUUCCUCGAGACCAACCAACCCUAACGUUUCAGUCCGUCUACCACUUCACUAACAGUGGCCAGCUGUACUCCCAGGCCCAGAAGAAUUAUCCUUACAGCCCCCGCUGGGAUGGCAAUGAAAUGGCCAAGAGAGCAAAGGCAUAUUUCAAAACGUUCGUCCCUCAGUUCCAGGAGGCAGCAUUUGCUAACGGGAAGCUUUAG
This is a messenger RNA of Cariama cristata (Red-legged seriema), 472 nucleotides long. Its product is annotated as BRCA1-A complex subunit BRE-like. Gene Ontology annotation, biological process: double-strand break repair. Gene Ontology annotation, cellular component: BRCA1-A complex; BRISC complex. The annotation marks the transcript as partial. The record is from RefSeq and is a predicted model, not a curated record. NCBI's taxonomy places the organism in Eukaryota, Metazoa, Chordata, Aves, Cariamiformes, Cariamidae. The transcript is spliced from 5 exons.